Symbiodinium natans is the source of this 2601-nucleotide messenger RNA. The record is from the annotation of a GenBank genome assembly. Lineage: Eukaryota; Dinophyceae; Suessiales; Symbiodiniaceae.
AUGGCUGCUGCGGGAGGGACGCUAGACGAGCAGUGGCCAGCUCAGAACAACGGCACUUGCAUCCUGAUCCAGGCAGCUGCGGCGGCUGUUGCAGCUUCAGGACAUUCCGGGGAGAGUGCUGCCGAGGGAUCCGAGCGAGACUGGCAGAUGGACGAACGCUGGGGCAAAUUGCGGCGCUGGCCAGUAGAGCAGGCUGUGGCCGACGAUCUCGCAGCCACAACGCUGGGCAGCUUGCUUGGUGCACUGUCGCCGGCAUCCAAUCAGACCAACACGGCCAACCAGACAUCUGUGCAGCAGGCGAUUGCAGCCGGUGCCAGUGCGGCUGUGGUUGCUGCCAGCCUUGGCAUGACUACAGAGCAGCAGAUCACGGCAGCUGCACAGGCGGCCAUGACGUCCGGCCAGCGCGCUUUAGAUCAGGCACAGUUGCGAGAAGCGGUUGCGAGUGCAGCUGGUGCAGCAGCAGCGGCCGCCGCAGCUGCAGCUGGGUUGACACCGGAGCAGCAGGCAGCCGCUGCUGGUGCUGCGGCAGCCGACGCCAUCAGCGAGCUAUUCAGCGGGACGCCGGAGGAGCAGGCCUUGGCAGCUGGCGCAGCCGCCGCCGCUGCCAUGGCUGCUGCGGGAGGGACGCUAGACGAGCAGAUCCAGGCAGCUGCGGCGGCUGUUGCAGCUUCAGGACUGGCAGAUGGACGAACGCUGGGGCAAGUUGCGGCGCUGGCCAGUAGAGCAGGCAGCACGCUGUCGGCAGCUGCCGGACAGACAGCAGAGCAACAAGCAGCUGCUGCAGCUGCAGCUGUAUCCACCGCCGCCUUAGGCGCCAACGCCACGCAGCAGGUGGCCGACGAUCUCGCAGCCACAACGAUGGGCAGCUUGCUUGGUGCACUGUCGCCGGCGUCCAAUCAGACCAACGCGGCCAACCAGACAUCUGUGCAGAAGGCGAUUGCAGCCGGUGCCAGUGCGGCUGCGGUUGCUGCCAGCCUUGGCAUGACUACAGAGCAGCAGAUCACAGCAGCUGCACAGGCGGCCAUGACGUCCGGCCAGCACGCUUUAGAUCAGGCACAGUUGCAAGAAGCGGUUGCGAGUGCAGCUGGUGCAGCAGCAGCGACCGCCGCAGCUGCAGUUGGUUUGACACCGGAGCAGCAGGCAGCCGCUGCUGGUGCUGCGGCAGCCGACGCUAUUAGCGAACUAUUCAGCAGGACGCCGGAGGAGCAGGCCUUGGCAGCUGGCGCAGCCGCCGCAGCUGCCAUGGCUGCUGCGGGAGGGAUGCUAGAAGAGCAGUGGCCAGCUCAGAACGACUCCUGUGCUGCCUCACUCAUGCAAGCCAGUCACCAGUCUAUGUCUGGCAUCCUCCGAGGACUGGCAGAUGGACUAACGCUGGACCAAGUUGCGGCGCUGGCAGCUGUAUCCACCGCCGCCUCAGGCGCCAACGCCACGCAGCAGGUGGCCGACGAUCUCGCAGCCACAACGCUGGGCAGCUUGCUUGGUGCACUGUCGCCGGCAUCCAAUCAGACCAACACGGCCAACCAGACAUCUGUGCAGCAGGCGAUUACAGCCGGUGCCAGUGCGGCUGCGGUGGCUGCCAGCCUUGGCAUGACUACAGAGCAGCAGAUCACGGCAGCUGCACAGGCGGCCAUGACGUCCGGCCAGCGCGCUUUAGAUCAGGCACAGUUGCAAGAAGCGGUUGCGAGUGCAGCUGGUGCAGCAGCAGCGACCGCCGCAGCUGCAGCUGGUUUGACACCGGAGCAGCAGGCAGCCGCUGCUGGUGCUGCGGCAGCCGACGCCAUCAGCGAGCUAUUCAGCGGGACGCCGGAGGAGCAGGCCUUGGCAGCUGGCGCAGCCGCCGCAGCUGUCAUGGCUGCUGCGGGAGGGACGCUAGAAGAGCAGAUCCAGGCAGCUGCGGCGGCUGUUGCAGCUUCGGGACUGGCAGAUGGACUAACGCUGGACCAAGUUGCGGCGCUGGCCAGUACAGCAGGCUCUUUCACAUCUUUCACGAAGCCUCAACUGGCACAGAAUGAGGCAGCACGCUGUCGGCAGCUGCCGGACAGACAACAGAGCAACAAGCAGCUGCUGCAGCUGCAGCUCGGAUGCGUUUCACACAGGGGUGCCACACCCAUGCACGCGGAAUCAUAUGCCAUGCCUCAGGCAGCUGUAUCCACCGCCGCCUUAGGCGCCAACGCCACGCAGCAGGCAAGGGCUUCGCGUUGCGUCCAGGACAACAUGCCCUCAACUUGUUUGUGUCUUGUCCUCCUCGAUCAGGUGGCCGACGAUCUCGCAGCCACAACGCUGGGCAGCUUGCUUGGUGCACUGUCGCCGGCAUCCAAUCAGACUAACACGGCCAACCAGACAUCUGUGCAGCAGGCCUGGGAUCGUUUGUGUUUUUUGGCGAAUUGCACACUGAAAAUUGUCGAAGGGUUCUGGUGGAAGACGAAGAAGCUCGGUGACUCUUUGCCGAUCUGGCAUGCUAUGCUGCGUCAGGCGAUUACAGCCGGUGCCAGUGCGGCUGCGGUGGCUGCCAGCCUUGGCAUGACUACAGAGCAGCAGAUCACGGCAGCUGCACAGGCGGCCAUGACGUCCGGCCAGCGCGCUUUAGAUCAGGAUGCUUGA